Molecule: messenger RNA, 1124 nt
Organism: Archocentrus centrarchus (flier cichlid)
Lineage: Eukaryota; Metazoa; Chordata; Actinopteri; Cichliformes; Cichlidae
Product: casein kinase II subunit alpha'-like
Exons: 10
Coding region: 141-1124 (327 amino acids)
Biological process (GO): peptidyl-threonine phosphorylation; peptidyl-serine phosphorylation; regulation of chromosome separation
Cellular component (GO): cytosol; protein kinase CK2 complex; nucleus
Molecular function (GO): ATP binding; protein serine/threonine kinase activity
Source: RefSeq, a predicted model, not a curated record
CAGCCAAAGCCGAUGGUAAGCACGGCUCAGGGAUCUUAGAGCCGCAUAUUCUGGAGAGUCGGUGCGCUGCCUUCCAGUAUCGAGCCAACAAGUAUUCAGAAGGAGGUGAAGGUCCUCCACACGGAUCCUCAAAGCUAGCAAUGCCUGGCCCCACACCGACCAUCAGCAAAGCUCGGGUAUACACCGACGUCAAUACACAGAAGAACAGAGAGUACUGGGACUAUGACGCUCAUGUGCCAAACUGGAGCAAUCAAGACAACUAUCAGUUGGUGCGUAAAUUGGGCAGAGGAAAGUACAGUGAAGUAUUUGAGGCCAUAAAUGUGACCAAUAAUGAGAAAGUGGUGGUGAAAAUCCUCAAGCCUGUCAAGAAGAAGAAGAUCAAACGAGAAAUCAAAAUUCUUGAAAACCUGCGAGGUGGAACCAACAUAAUCCGGCUGGUGGACACGGUCAAAGACCCAGUGUCCAGGACACCAGCGCUUGUCUUUGAGUUCAUCAAUAACACAGAUUUUAAGGAGCUGUACCAGAAGCUGACGGACUAUGAUAUCCGCUACUACAUGUUUGAGCUUCUAAAGGCUCUGGACUACUGUCACAGUAUGGGGAUCAUGCACAGGGACGUGAAGCCACACAAUGUGAUGAUUGACCACCAGCUGAGGAAGCUGCGUCUUAUAGAUUGGGGUUUGGCUGAAUUUUACCAUCCUGCUCAGGAAUAUAAUGUCAGGGUGGCCUCCCGUUAUUUCAAAGGCCCUGAGCUGCUAGUGGACUACCAGAUGUAUGACUACAGUUUGGACAUGUGGAGUCUUGGCUGCAUGCUGGCCAGUAUGAUUUUCCUGAAGGAACCAUUUUUUCAUGGCCAGGACAACUAUGACCAGCUGGUCCGCAUUGCUAAGGUUCUCGGCACCGAUGAGCUCUUCGGCUACCUGCACAAAUAUCACAUAGAACUGGACACUCGCUUCAAAGACAUGCUGGGCCAACAAACACGGAAGCGCUGGGAGCAGUUCAUCCAGUCAGAGAACCAACACCUGGUGAGCCCAGAGGCUGUGGACCUGCUGGACAAGCUGCUGCGCUACGACCACCAGCAGAGGCUGACGGCGGCCGAGGCCAUGCAGCACCCAUACUUCUGUUAG